Molecule: messenger RNA, 3594 nt
Organism: Syngnathoides biaculeatus (alligator pipefish)
Lineage: Eukaryota; Metazoa; Chordata; Actinopteri; Syngnathiformes; Syngnathidae
Product: desmoglein-2.1-like
Exons: 14
Coding region: 29-3577 (1182 amino acids)
Biological process (GO): homophilic cell-cell adhesion
Cellular component (GO): plasma membrane; desmosome
Molecular function (GO): calcium ion binding
Source: RefSeq, a predicted model, not a curated record
CGCGGGCUUCGUUUCAUGGACCGCAGCCAUGAUUAGAACCUUUGUGUCGCUGCUCUUAGCUCUCCAGACCGUUGCCCCGGUGGACGGUGACAAUGUCCUGUCCAGACAAAAGAGGCACUGGGUCCCACCGCCCAGACCUCUCAAGGAAAACACGGACUACUCCAACGAAGAAUACGUGGCCAAAAUCCACUCGGACUUCGACGACGGCAAGGGUAACCUGGCGUACUCCCUGGAGGGCGUGGGCGCCAACCAGUACCCCUUCCACCUGUUCGUGGUGGACCCCAGAACGGGGUACAUCAAGCUGACCAAAAUGCUCGACAGGGAGGAGUACAGCAUGUACAACCUGUCGGGCGUGGCGACCUACACGGACGGCCGGCAGGCGGAGAAAAACAUCGACAUCCGCUUCCGUGUGGUGGAUGAGAACGACAACUCUCCGAUCUUCGACGUCAUCCCGGCCGGCGCGGUAUUUGAGCGCAGCAGCGUAGGGACGUCCGUCAUGAAGAUCACGGCGACUGACGCCGACGAGCCCGGAAAUCCCAACUCGCAGAUCGCGUACACCCUGGUCGCUCAGGAACCGGCGGACGACAUGUUCUACAUGGAGAGCGACGGCACCGUCUACGUCAAAAGGAGCAACUUGGACAGAGAGAAAUCCGAGCAGUACACGCUUACGGUGAAAGGUCAGGACCUCAACGGCGCGCCAGGCGGGAACAGCGCCACCGGCACCGCGGUGGUGAAACUGCACGAUGUCAACGACAACCUCCCCACCCUGGAACACAGCAAGUACGAGGGCAACGUUCUGGAAAACACGCAGGGAGUGGAGGUCAUGCGGAUCAAAGCUGAAGACUUGGACCUGGUGGACACGGAAAACUGGCAAAGUGUCUUUAAGAUCGUCAAGGGCAACGAGGCCCAGUACUUCAGCAUGAUCACCGACUCGAAGACCAACGAGGGCGUACUCAUGCUCGAUAAGGCUGUGGAUUAUGAGGAUGUGAAAAACCUGGACCUGGGAAUCGUCGUGCUGAACACGGCUCCGCCUUUUGACCCAUCCAAUCCACCCACAGCGAGCAUAGGUUUUGGUGGAGGAGGAGGAGGAGGAGGGGGAGGCGGUGGGGGAGGAGGAGGAGGAGGCGGGGGAGGAGGAGGUGGAGGUGGAGGAGGCGGCGGAGGCGGUGGAGGAAGUAGCACGAGUUGGUUAGAAGGUUUCACCACCGGCAUGACGAGUACGUCUGGAGGAGUGAGUUGGAAAGGGACCACGUACAAAACCUAUCCCAUCAAAAUUAAUGUCAAGAACCAGCGUGAGGGUCCGCACUUUGACCCCAAAGUCAAAGUGAUCAGUAUGUCGGAGGGAGGCAGCUCCACAUUCAACAUGAACAACAUCAUCACUCGCUACGCAGCGCUGGACGGCGACACCGGCAAACCGGCCGAAAACGUCAGGUAUGUUAAAGGUUUGGAUCCUGACAACUGGCUCACCAUUGACCCGAAGACCGCAGAUAUCAGACUGAACAAGAUGCCUGACCGAGAGUCCACUUUGUUGGUGAAUGGGACCUACUACGCCAAAGUCCUCUGCAUUUCUGAAGAUGCGCCAUCAACCACCGCCACCGGGACCGUGGCCAUCCAGGUGGAAGACUUCAACGACCACUGUCCCACACUGACCAGCACGCGCCAGACUCUUUGCAUUCCCGACGACGCCGUCAUUGUCACUGCCGUCGAUGAAGAUGACUUCCCCAACGGGGCUCCUUUCACCUUUGAAAUCAUCCCAGAGGGCACAAAGGGAAAAUGGCAGGUGGAGCAUCUCAAUGAUACUUCAGCCAUUCUGAGGGCUCAGGACUCCUUAUGGCCUGGUCUCCACGAGGUGGAAUUAUUGGUGAAAGACGAGCAGGGGGUGGCGUGCCCCGAGCCCCAGAAGGUGACGGUCCCGGUGUGCACCUGCGAGGACGGAGUGAUUUGCGGAAGCCGAGGUGGAAGAGGUCAGCCCGACAAGAGUUCCGUGUUAGGACCCGCGGGCAUCGGACUGCUGCUACUGGGUCUGCUGCUGCUGCUGCUUCUCCUUCUCCUGUUGCUCUUCUGCCAAUGUGGUGCCGCUGCAGGCCUACCGGGAAAAUUUACCGAUCUGCCAUUUGACACCAAAUCACACCUCAUUAAUUAUCGCACCGAGGGCCAAGGAGAGAACACGGAGGUGCCGCUCAUGACAAUGCCGACACAAGUGGACACCGUCGACGUCUCGAAAAACGACGGCGGAUUGUUCACCUCCGUGGAUACGAUGAACAGGACCGGCUUUCACGACGAGUUCUUGGGUGUCAAAAGAGAUACCGUGAUCGGAACGAGGAAUAAUCAAAGGUUUUACUCGCAGUUCCAAAGAGAGUCAGGAGCAGCUUACGACGACAUUGGCCUGCCACAACAUAUCCUCGCACAGUACUAUGCUCAGAAGUUGAGCAGCGGAGGAGAGGACCUGGCAGUGAAGGACGCCCUCUUGGUGUACGACAACGAGGGCCAAGGCUCCUUGGCCGGCUCUGUGGGCUGCUGCAGCCUCCUGGAGAAUGACAACGACCUGCAGUUCCUCGACGAUCUCGGCCCCAAGUUCAAGACCCUGGCGGAGGUGUGCGGCGGCAGGAAGAUCCAGUCAGAUGUUCCCCCACCGCCCGUAAAGGCCGCGAUUGAACCGAUGCCCGAACUGCCCAUGCCCAAACUGCCACCAGUUCUCCCCAAAGUAGACCAGACUGUGACUCAAGUGGUGAAAGAAAACACGACUACGCGGAAACAAGGGAGGGCCGCAGUGAUCGAAGGGGUGGAAAACCCAGGCCAAAUGUUCCUGCUCCAGCAGCAGCAGCAGCCGGUCUACUACACCGCCGCCGCCCCUGUGUUGCAACCAAUGCAGUAUGUGGUCCAGCCGCAAGUCCAAAACACCAUGCUCCUGGCUGAGGCCCCAGCUACAAACCUCCAGGGCAUGAUGGUGGCGGCUCCGCAGGGCAUGCUAGUGCAAGGACAAACAGUGGUGUCCAGUGGACAAAGCCAAGCCCCCGGUGUGGUGCUGCUUUCCGGCACCCCAGGAUCACCUACGCAAGGCAUGAUAGUCCAAGGACAGACGAUGGUAUCCGGUGGACCAGCCCAGGGCCCUGGGCUGGUGCUGGUAACUGGUACCCCGGGGUCAUCCACACAAGGCACAUUAGUCCAAGGAAAAGUAGUUUCUGGGAAAAAAGCCCAAGGUCCUGGGCUGAUGCUGGUGACUGGCACUCAUGCAGGAACAUUACCAAGUGUGACAAUUAAGGGAAAAUCCUCAGUAGCCAGCGGACAAGUCCAAGUCCAAGUCCCCCAGAGCGCUACUGGCAACCUGAUCAACGCUGGGACCCUCUCAAGCUCCCAGACCAUCAUAGGGAACAGCGCCCCCGCAGGGAAAGUGUUGAGGACGAGCCAGACAUCCAUCAAACAAGGGGGGAUCCGACUCCCAGACCUCGGCUUGCCCCAGAUGAGCAACAUCUCUGGAGUUCAGAGCGCCGCGAUGACGUCGUCCGCCACCGGCAUAAGUAGAGUACCGACAUACCGCAAGGUGGUGGUACAGGAAGAGAAGCUCACUGAACUGUGACACGGGGGAAAUGACUC